GUACUCGGUAUUGAUCAGCCCUUAAACACUGUACUCGCGUCGCCCCGCCCUUUCCAUUCUGCGCGGCGUUUCUAACAUGACUUACGUAUCAGUGAUUAUCCCAAUUCACGAUCCCAGUUACGAAAGCUCGCUAUAGUGCCAUAAUAAGGGGAAAAAGAGGUGUGAUAAUUGUAAUAGAGUAACUAGUUGUAUCAAAUAAGUGAAACUCACGUCCAUGUAAGACCAAAGCGGACACCGUGUCAAACCGUACAUUAACGCCCUGAUGAGCAGUGACGUUAGUCGGAGAUCUGCCAUCGGUGGCAAAAAAAUGCGUAAGCGCAAAGAACUGGAUGCCUUAACGGGCACGAUUAUUGGCACUAACAACAGAAAUCGCCGACUUAUGUGUUCCUCCGAGUCGGACUCUUGUUCGUCUUCACGGGCUCCGACACCGAUCAAACUACGGAGGCAGAUCACUCGUAGGCGAAAACAUAGGUUCAUUUCGAAUACUUGGUGCAGUGCGUUACGCAUGUCUUUAAUGUUUGGCUGUGUUGUUUGGGUUGUAUUCGAAACGUAUACAUUUUUCGAUAUUCGCAAAAUACAACUACAUUUACAAACCCAGCUCGAUGAAGUUGCUGCCGGCAAUCAAGGUGUUCCUGAUGACUUGCAAAAAUGUCAUGCGAUGUCUAAACAACUUCAAAUAAAUCAGACUGACAUUUAUCAACAAUUAUCUGGUUUUAAUUUACAAAUCACAAACUUAACACUGCAGGUUAAACAAUUACAUACGAGUCUUUUAUCAAUUGAAAAACGUAUUCCUCCACACGUCCCAUCACCAGACGUCAGGAAAGAUUUAUCCGCAGAAGUGGCUAAGUUUGGAAGUGAACUUGAAGAUUUAAAUAUAAACGUUAGAGCCCUCAAAGAGAAUACUGCUUCUUUACAAUCCAACCAAAAAAAAUUGGAUUCCAACAUUACACAAAUAAUUGGCAAUUUAACUCUUAUCAGGGGCUCUAAGACUGAUGAAACCAGUAUUAAUCGCAUGUCAGAUGAGUUACGAGUUCAAAUUAAUGAUUUGAGUAGUAACAUCACAGCAGCUAAUCAAACAUUGUCAAGUAAACUUGUUUGGCUUUCUCAAGAUCAGAAAAAAGAUAAAGAUGAAAUAGAGAAAUUAAAAGAGAAUAGCCAAAAAUUUUUGGCUCAAUUAAAAACUAUUGAAAGCAAAUAUCAAAUUUCAGAAGACGAGCUUACCAAAAAGUUCACUGACACUAAAUUAGAGGUUUCUAAUCUUAAAAACCAAAUCGACAAGAUUGCGUCUAAUGUUACCAGUUUACAUGCUCAAUCAGUACCUGAUAAUAGUAUUGUAAAAAGUCCUAGUCAAUUGCCAGAAAGCAAUUCAACUACUCAACAUAAGCCUUGAAGGAAUUCCUUGUACUGUUCGAGUUGCAUUUUGCACAAUAAGUAUUGUUAAUUUGUUUAUUUUUGUUUCAUUAUCAAAAUUGUUUCGUUAUUAAACUAUUAUCAAUAAUCUGUGUGAACUUGUUCAAUUUUUAAUACAAUUAUUGAAGAAAAUCUAUUUUUAAUGUGUAGUGAUAAUUUUAAGUUAACUAUUUUCUGUAAAAUUCAAUUGCAUUUAAAUGUGUCUUAAUAAACAUUUAUAUUGAUGACUAUA
Messenger RNA from Adelges cooleyi (spruce gall adelgid), 1642 nucleotides. Its product is annotated as myosin-2-like. The record is from RefSeq and is a predicted model, not a curated record. The transcript has 7 exons. Lineage: Eukaryota; Metazoa; Arthropoda; Insecta; Hemiptera; Adelgidae. Bases 263 to 1390 code for a protein of 375 amino acids.